UCUCUAUUGAGGGAAUACGCUUUAUUUCUCAACUGUAGCUCUUUUACGGAUAUCUAAGAAUAUUAAGCGGCAUAACCCCCUCUGAAUUUUUAACGAAGAUUUAAUCGAGUUUAGAUAAUGAACACCGAUUUUGAAGCAUUGGAAGCUGACAUCCUCCAACGUAGCAACAGUGAUAAGGAUUAUAUGGAUUUCAUUAUUAAGGCAUUCGAUAUGGCAAGAAACGAAUUGAAUGAGGUACAGAAGUUAGAGAGAAGAAAUAAGGUACAUCUUACUGAAAUUUCAAAGUCUACUCAACAAAAUGGAGAGAUGAACCUACUUCAAGCGAAGGACUUAAAAACAAGAAUCUCAAGGCUAGAGGAAAGAAACGAAUCCCUUACAGAAGAGAUCAAAAAUCUAAGUCUCAAGAAUGCCUGCUUAUUUUUCAAAGAAACUGAGCUUAAAGAAAUCAACAAAGACCUAAUUGCAAAAAUCAAAGAAAAGUCAGACCAUUUCAAGAGUCAGAAGAUCAGAGCGGAAUCAAUAAACAAAGAAAAGACCACAAUCGAACUUCAGCUAAAUGAAGUAGUGCUCGAGAAGCAAAGACUUACCGGAUCUUGCUCUAUGAUGAGGGAAGAGACUGACCAAAUUAAGAGAGACGUCUCCCAUCUUGAAGAUGCUAAGCAGAAUCUUGAAAAGAAGAUUAUGGAGCAUGAACAACAAGCUCAUGAUCUUGGUUCUCAGAUUGAACAACUUCAAGAGAAGCAAGUUAUCUUGGAGAAGAACUUGGAAGAUAAAGAUACCACAAUCCAAGAGCUUCAAGAGAAAGAUGCUUUCAAAGCCAAGCAGAUUCAAAAUCAUCAGCAAGAAAAAGAAAACUGGGUGAAUGACACUAAUUGCUACAAAACCCAGAUUGAAAAGCAGAAUGAGCUUUUGCUGAAAGAGGAAGACAAAAUCCAAGAUCUCACGAAUCGGAUCCAAGUAAAGGAGGAUGCUCUCAUGAAGUAUGCUGAAGAAAAGCUUAAGAGUGAUGAGAAUGAAAAGAAGCUACUUGAAGAACUCAGUAGCCAGAAAGAUUCUCUUCUCAAGAGCCAGACUGAAUAUGAUGAAAUCAAGCAGGAGAUCACCGAACUCGGAUUCGGAUCUGAAGACAUGGAACAUCAAGAUCUCAAGAAGAUAAUCAUAAACUUCAAAGAUAUUCAUAAAGAGAACAUGAGCUCAAAAGAUAGAAUUAGUAAUCUUGAGGAAGAGAUAAGUCAAAAGAAUGAGGAUCUCAAGAAAUAUCAUGACAAUCAGGAAGUUCUAUCUACUAAAAAUAAUGAGAUCGUUCAAAAUCUUUCCAAUUGCCAGCAAAAGAUUCGUGAACUGGAAGAGAAUUCUCGAGCCAUACACGAGCAAGCAAGCCAGCUUCAGUUAGAAAAAGAAAAGGAGAAGGAAAGUCAUGAAAAGGAGACUAAAGCUCUUCUUGCAAAGAUCCAAAGCAAUUAUGAGAAAAAAUUUACUGGACUUAUUAAGGAAAUUAUUGAUGAAUCUCAGCCAAAAGGGGCUAUUUCAGAUUUGCCAAACUUUGUCCCUGACACUGAGAAAGUCUUAGAUCCUAAUGAUGAUAAGGAGAACAACCCUAUGAAUGAAAUUGACCCCAAUUUGCAGAAGAAAGAUGAAGGUUCUAACCCAGAGCCUAAAGUUGAGAAAGAUCCUCAUAUGAACUCAGAACCUCAGCAAAAUGACCCUUAUGAAGGGAGAAGUUCAUCUCAGAAUUACAGAGGAGGCAAUAAUAGAGGGAAAAAUUGUGGCUUCAGAGGAAAAAGCCAGGGUCAUAAAAGAGGAAGAAGAUAUUAGAAAGGAGUAAUUAGUCAAUGGUUUAAGAAGUUUAUG
Molecule: messenger RNA, 1851 nt
Organism: Moneuplotes crassus
Lineage: Eukaryota; Ciliophora; Spirotrichea; Euplotida; Euplotidae
Source: the annotation of a GenBank genome assembly